UGACCAGACACGUGGACGAUCUCCCUAUCAGUCACGCAGUGAUAACACGAAUCGGAGACUCUGUCGUGGCCUGUGCCGACAUGUCAUUUUCAGACGUCAGUUGUUUAUGUUGUGUCCGCUGUAAACAAGUGUGACUGUAAAACGUUAGAAGAAGAACGUAUUAAUACUAUUACUUGCUAUUACAAACGAGCAACGAUAUCGAGCAGUGUUCUGACGUUGUCGUUGUCGCCUUAGGUACCACAGCAGUACUCACGGGCCCAAAGACGUCUUCUGACCGUCUGAAACCCGGUGGUGAACCAUGAACAAUCGAGCUAAGUUCACCAUAUGUGCCGCAGGCAUAUUCGUGUGCUAUUUCUUCUACGGUAUACUCCAGGAGAAGAUCACGCGCGGCACGUACGGCACUCAGGGUGAAAAGUUUACGUACUCGCUGUCGCUGGUGUUCGUGCAGUGCGUCGUCAACUAUGCGUUCGCUCGAGUCGUGCUCAAAGCGUUCCCCGAAGAGAGCGCCGACACGACAAAAUCGGCGUACUACGCCGUCAGCGCGGUCACGUACUUGCUGGCCAUGAUCUUCAGCAACAUGGCGUUACAAUGGGUCAACUAUCCCACUCAGGUGGUGGCCAAGUCUGGAAAGCCAAUACCGGUCAUGAUUUUGGGUGUACUGUUGGGACGCAAGUCGUAUCCGUUAAAAAAGUAUUUGUUUGUACUGCUCGUGGUUAUUGGAGUAGCUUUGUUCAUGUUCAAAGAUGGCAAGUCUAAUCCAUCACAGUUGGAUUCUUCUAUGUCGGGUCUUGGAGAAAUACUGUUAUUAUUGUCACUGAUGAUGGAUGGUGUAACUGGAGCUGUCCAAGAGCGAAUGCGUAGUGAAUCAAAAACAAAAUCAGGACAUAUGAUGGUUAACAUGAAUUUGUGGUCAAUGAUGUUUUUGAGUAUUGCACUUAUUGCCACUGGUCAAAUAUUUGACUUUAUUAGCUUUGUACAACGUUAUCCACAGAUAGUUUUACAACUAUUGUUAUUCUCAGCAUUUAGUGCACUUGGACAGUUCUUUAUAUUUUGGACCGUAAGUGAUUUUGGACCUUUACCAUGUUCAAUUGUGACAACAACGAGAAAAUUCUUUACUGUACUCGCAUCAGUUAUAUUUUUUGGCAAUCCAAUGUUGACUAGACAGUGGAUUGCUACUGUUAUAGUAUUUAUUGGAUUAUUCUUAGAUAGUUUCUAUGGUAAACAACCUGUCAAAAGUAAAUGAUUUUAACAUUCAUUUUAUCAUUACAAUUGUCAAUGUUUUAUGUAUGUUUACUUUUUAUAAAAGUAUGUCGUAUUAAUAACAAUAAUAUUGUACAUUUCAUUUAUGAACUAAGUAUUGAGAAAUGCUUCUGUGAUAUAAUUAAAUACAAAAAAAAAAUGUAUAUUUUCUGAAAUA
Molecule: messenger RNA, 1417 nt
Organism: Aphis gossypii (cotton aphid)
Lineage: Eukaryota; Metazoa; Arthropoda; Insecta; Hemiptera; Aphididae
Gene: meigo
Product: solute carrier family 35 member B1
Exons: 3
Coding region: 299-1243 (314 amino acids)
Biological process (GO): UDP-galactose transmembrane transport
Cellular component (GO): endoplasmic reticulum membrane; Golgi membrane
Molecular function (GO): UDP-glucose transmembrane transporter activity; UDP-galactose transmembrane transporter activity
Source: RefSeq, a predicted model, not a curated record